ACCAAGGCCGGUAAAGAAUUUGGAAUUCCUUUAAUAGUAACUGAACAAUAUCCGGAAAAGUUAGGCAAUACCGUUUGUGAUUUAGAUAUAUCACAUGCCGAAGCGGUUAUAACUAAAACUCAAUUCAGUAUGCUUGUACCGGAAUUGGAAAACAAAAUUAAAGCUAUAUGUGGAGAGAAACCGUGUGAUGUUGUACUGUAUGGAUUAGAGACUCAUGUGUGUGUGGAGCAAACAGCCAUCGAUUUUUUAAACAACGGUAUUAACGUUUAUAUUGUGGCCGACUGUUGUACCUCGCGCUUAAACCAAGAUCGUGAUCUGGCUUUGAAUCGUUUGCGAGAUGCCGGAUGUGUGAUUACAACAAGUGAGAGUAUAAUUUUUAAUUUGCUUCGUGAUAAAAAUAAUCCAAAAUUCGAUACAAUUCGGAAACUAGUCAAUCCUCCUUCCGUAGAUAUGCAAUUGUCAAAAUCUGGAUCGUCUGGUUCUACUACUUCUAAAUUAUAAUUGUUUUAAGAAAGUAUGUAUGUAUGUAUGUAUGUAUAUGGAAAUAUUGAUUUGUUUACAUAUAAAUACUUGUAUGUAUAUGUAUACUAAAUACAUAUAUGAAGCGUGUGUAUAUUUUAAUAGAAUAAAUUGUAAAAAUUAAGCAUACAUAGGCACAUAUUAUAUUUAAAAAAUAUUGUUGGAAUAAAUUUCAUAUACAAGGGGCACUAA
Rhagoletis zephyria (snowberry fruit fly) is the source of this 711-nucleotide messenger RNA. RefSeq names its product isochorismatase domain-containing protein 1. NCBI's taxonomy places the organism in Eukaryota, Metazoa, Arthropoda, Insecta, Diptera, Tephritidae. The record is from RefSeq and is a predicted model, not a curated record.